GGAUGAGUGAUAAAAAAUCAUGCGAUGAAUGAUGGUGCGGUUACUGCUGACUAUAGAGUAAAGUGAAACCUUGGCAAAAAAUAUGAAGAUGCAAAAUUCUAUUGCCUUCUUCUUCCUACCUCAAAUCGGUAUGAUGCUUUGCUUUCUUUAAAAUAAAAUAAAAAAAAAGGCAAAUCACAAGUAAGCUUCUCUCUCUCUCUCCAGAAGAAAAUCCACCGAUUAGGGCAAAACUAGAUCUCUGCAACUUUCAUGGAAGCUUGAAUGCAUGCAGUUUGAGUUUGCGGUUUCCUUAUUUCAAUGACAAGAACCAAAUUGCGGUUGCCAAUUUGAUCCGCUUGUUGAUGCUUUGCUCUCUCCAAAUUCUGGUUCGAAAUUUCGCAUGGAAUCGAUCGUGAGCCACAAUGGCUCACAAGACCCCUGGCAUUUCCUUGUAGCUAUCUACUUCGCUAUUGGUUUUGUAGCUGCUAGGUUCUUCUUGGACAAAUUCAUCUUUCGAAGGCUGGCCAUUUGGUUGUUGCAUAAGAAAGCUGUGCCACUGAGGAUUGAUGAGGCUACACGUGCUACUAUUGUAAAAUGCUCAGAAUCUAUGUGGAAGCUAAUAUACUAUGCUGCCGUUGAAGUAUGUGUUCUAAAAAUUAUAUACAAUGAACCAUGGUUCAGAAAUACAAGAGAGUAUUUCAGAGGCUGGCCGGAUCAAGAAUUAAAGCUUCCCCUAGAACUUGUCUACAUGUGCCAAUGUGGCUUCUACAUCUACAGUAUUGCUGCACUACUUACAUGGGAAACUAGAAGGAAGGACUUUGCUGUCAUGAUGUCUCAUCAUGUAAUUACGGUUAUACUGAUUGGAUACUCUUACAUUGCAAGAUUUUUCCGGAUAGGCUCAAUUAUCCUUGCCCUGCAUGAUGCAAGUGAUGUUUUCAUGGAAGCUGCAAAAGUUUUUAAAUAUUCUGGGAAGGAGCUUGGAGCGAGCAUUUGCUUUGGAUUAUUUGCUAUCUCAUGGCUCACACUACGACUAAUAUUCUUUCCCUUUUGGGUAAUCAAGACUUCAAGCUCUGAUAUUGUGGACUUCUUGGAUUUAUCAAAGGCCUACCCCAUUUCACUGUACUAUGUUUUCAAUACAAUGCUGCUGAUGCUACUUGUAUUCCACAUCUAUUGGUGGGUUCUGAUAUGCUCAAUGAUAAUGAGACAGCUGAGAAAUAGGGGAAAAGUGGGGGAAGAUAUAAGAUCUGAUUCAGAAGAUGAUGAAUAGAUGGAAGAUUUUGUUCAUGAUUUUGGUUCAAUGGUGGCUCACAGGAGGUUCAUUCGACUUAUUUUUGGGUUUGUCUCUUCAUUUGAUUGGUUAUUACCAAUCAGGUGAAUAUUUUCUUUGAUUUCUACCGUUUAUAAUUUUUCUUGAUGUAGAGGAAAGGAGGUAGGACCAUCAAGCAUCACUUUUUUAUUUCUUUUGGUGUAUAAGUAAUAGGCAAUCCUGUAUAAUUAUUCCCUUUUUGAUAAACCCUUCUUUUGAGAUUAGUCUAUAUAUUGCAAAAUGGGAAAUGGAAAAAAAUAGUUUUUUUAUACAAUUUCUUAUUUUUCUGGCGUA
Molecule: messenger RNA, 1579 nt
Organism: Hevea brasiliensis (rubber tree)
Lineage: Eukaryota; Viridiplantae; Streptophyta; Magnoliopsida; Malpighiales; Euphorbiaceae
Product: ceramide synthase LOH2
Exons: 6
Coding region: 380-1246 (288 amino acids)
Biological process (GO): ceramide biosynthetic process
Cellular component (GO): membrane; endoplasmic reticulum
Molecular function (GO): sphingosine N-acyltransferase activity
Source: RefSeq, a predicted model, not a curated record